AUUUUCAUUUCUCGACAAUGACUAAAGGAAUUAUCCCUGAAUCCUCUACUCGAGUGGUAUAUUUAUGGAGUCGCUGAUUUAUAGAAUCUCUGUCAAGUCCUCGUAAUUUAAGUUUCACGUGUUGGCAUCGGAGUGUUCGUUUGAACGCAAGUGGAGACCCUUCGUAAUCCUAUUUCAACUGUGAAAUACUGCAGUUGCAUGUAAGCUCUCUGUGGCAUUAAUUGUCGCACACGGGAAGGGAUUACAUUACAAGUACCGAAGUGGAUUCCUGGCCACGGUAUUUUGUCUUUUUCGCCGCGCUGACAGAGAGCUUCGUUAUAUUCUCGAAACUUUUUAUCAUGGGUGUUGUCGAACUCCUUUCUUGCUCCUCCAUUGAUGAAACUAUUCCAGUGAAAUAUAAAUGUAUGGAAUUCCAUGAAAACUUACGAAUAACCGAGUUGUUUUACAUCGAUUAUUUCAAAGCAUUUAGAUGGAGGAACUCUUUUCUCUGUUGCAGAGCAGUCCACAGUAUCCAGCAACGUAAAGGCGCCGAGCAAUCGCGGACCCAUCGAUUUAGCUGUGCCCUCGAGAUGCGGUGAUGGCUCUGCUCUACAGAUUCGCGCAGCUGCCUGACAGCAGUGGCACGCGGGUCUUCUCUUUCGUCGUCACCAGGAGCGUGGUACGCGAUCCCGAAAGAGACGUCACUAGCAAGGAACUCGUCUGCGGCUUCCAACGAUGGUCCGUCGCGUUCUCGCGUGGAAACAAGGUGCUGGGCGCGUACCUGGUAUGGCGAGGUGCAUCGAGAAAUCUGCGGGUCUAUGUGGACUUCACGUUCACCUUGCUCAACAGAGAGCACUUUUCGAUGAACGAGGGCUUCUCGGGUAAGCGUGUCAAGUUCACCUACGAGGCCCCAGCCCAAGGCAACCGAAACUACAUCCCCGUAUCGGAUCUGUACAACCGCAACUUCGCAGACACGAACGGCGAGUUCCAGCUGGAACUGACGAUGUCGAACGUGAGAACCGUCUACAUGACAGACCUUAAAAUGCCCAGCAGCACGUUUCCCACUGGACAAUCGAAGCCCAAUAAGCUGGAGACCGAUUGCUUCGCUUUCGGGGGAUUCGAUUGGAACCUGGUCAUUUAUCCCCAUGGGAACAAGGAGCCUGAGGGUUACCGCGGCCACGACAGCGGCGUGAGCGUCUAUCUGAUGAGACUGAGGGGCUUCGACCACCGCUGCAGAGUCCGGUACAGCGUCACCCUUGGCGAGGGUGAUCGUAGGAUCGACUCUGGCCAGAUAGAGGAUCUUUCGGACGAGGAAGGACGCGGUUUCGGCUGGCAUCCCCGCGUCAGGUGGUCGGAAGUCUCGCACAAAGGAGCUGUGCGAGUGUCGCUAGAGAUGGUCGAGGCUAGGACCAUCUGCGAGGUGGCGGUUCAAGCACGAGGACCUGCCGUGCUCCCUGCCAUUCCUUGCUACGAUCGGGACAAGCAGGCCUGGACCAUUCGCGCCGAUCUGCACUCGGACACCGUCAGGCUGCACUUGGUGUACAAGGAUAUCCACAACGUUCCUCGGAAUCACUUGAGGUACGUGAGCUGGUCGGCCUACCUGCUCAGGGAGGAGGAGCCCAGCACCGUGGCGACCAGCCUCCCAGGAGCCCCGUUCAGUCGUUACUACGCUCAAGAGUCUACGGACGAAGGAAUCAUCAUGGAAACAAACCUGGAUACGAACGAGGUGAAGGAAAACCACUGUCCCUACCUCACGGACAAGGGUCAGCUGAGGAUUCGCCUAGAGUGGAACGAGAGCCACCUACUGUUCCAGGCGACUUACCACAAGUACGACGACGUCUGUCGCAUACACAAUCAGCAAAUGAGACGCGAGAUAGCCUCGCUCCAAGGGGAGAAUUACAGUCUAGAGAGGCAGUUGUUCAGCUACCAGAAGAGCCUGGCGUACGCUGAAGCGCAACAACAACAGCAACAGCAGAACCAACAGCAUCACGGUGGCCAUCAGGCGCAUCUGGAGAGAUCCGCAUCCACGGACACCGAAUACGCCUGACAAGUGGAACAAAUGAACGAGCUGCCAGCCGCCGGUUGCAGACGACAAUUGCCGGUCGUGCAAGAGAACGAUCGUCGCGUCCACCAGAAUCUGGUCAGGAUGAUGGACCGACGGCUGAGCAACGUCCAGCUCCAGCAACACCUCUACGAGGAGGCGCAACAGUGCCAGCAAAGGUACAGCGACGGUUCCCCGCGGCAGAGCGUCGAUCAGAACCAGGAGCACCGACGCAGCAUCUUCCAGCAACCGAAGUCGGCCCGGUCCAGCGUGGGCAGAUCGGACAGCGCCUCGGAACGUGGAAACGACCAUUACGCCGGCUAUUAUUUGGGGUACGUCGGUCAGGCAGCGCACAAAAGACGUAGGACCACUUUCUGGGAGACCCUGACGGGUCUCGUGUGCUCAUUGGGCGCUUUGGCUUCCAGGGCUGCCAAGAUGGCCACCAGACGGGGAGAGCCUCUUUGAAGGAGCGCGCUCGCGGACCAGUGGACUGGUACGAUACGGGAUUCGAACUGGGUACCCGGAUAACAGUGACGUAUUUGUGAUGUGGAGAGUUUAGAAUGUUGGACGGUUACGGUGGAGAAGAAACGUCGACGGAGAAGCAACGCGCGACUCGUUUGUGUUCUCGUGGACUGGAGACUCGACGAUGACGUUUGUCGUCGACGUACGCCGUGCACGUCGAGGAUAACCAAGGUCGAAAGUGCCAGCACGCGGCUACGUUGACGGUAGAGCAUUGAGAGCGAGGAUUGGGACGCGGACUCGUCCGUGAAUUCUAUCGAAGAGAAGAUGCGCAAAAGGGUUUCUUUCCUUCCGCGCUGUACAAGCUCGUAAUUGGCGACCGGAUGGACAAUGGGACAGCAAGACGACGCGAGACGAGGACGAUGGAUCGCUCAGUCUGGGAAGGUUUCGCGGGGAUGGUCGAUUGAUCACAUUCGUCCAUGCUACUUUUUUUCUUUUGCUGAUGGAGUCCGAUAAACAGAGACCAAGGACGGAUAUGUAUCUCGUCCGGUAGAGGGCACUCGACGAUGAAACAGCUCCGAAGGAUGAAGCUUCGAAUGGAACGGCCCGUCCAGGGCUGUUCGUUCUCGAGUACCACGGACGGAGAAACCAAGAAGGCUUUGACGUUUAAUAAUAAUCGACUCGGGAACCGGUCGAACCUGCAACACACGAAACAUACAGACACACAGACACACGGAUACACGGUAGGAACCAAGAGGGAAUCGACGGGGGAAAUAUACUCGAAUGGCCCCGUCCCGUCCGUCGAUUCGAUUCUACACACGAUUCUAUCUACUUGUCAAUUUACUAUAAAAAAAAAAAAAGAAAA
Hylaeus anthracinus is the source of this 3344-nucleotide messenger RNA. RefSeq lists its product as uncharacterized. Gene Ontology annotation, molecular function: protein binding. The transcript is spliced from 3 exons. The record is from RefSeq and is a predicted model, not a curated record. Bases 578 to 2026 code for a protein of 482 amino acids. NCBI's taxonomy places the organism in Eukaryota, Metazoa, Arthropoda, Insecta, Hymenoptera, Colletidae.